AACAAAAUAAUUGUCAAAAGUCGUACUUUGAACGCGCUACGUAUAAAUGGAGGCGGCUCCACGCGUCCUUGUUUUCUUCUUCAUUGCUUCUUCACCGUUCACAAGCACAGAAAUCUUCUACGCUUCAGAUUAUUUUAGUAAAAAUCAGCCCAAUUUAACCUCCAGUUCCUCUUCCCUUUCUCUUCGGUUCUUCCGGCUUGGUAAGGAUCCUUUCUUUCUUUCUCUUUCACUGCUCUUAUAUUGUCUAUCCUUUUGUUUAAUCCCUCCUUGUCCUGAAACCCUAAUCUUUGUACAUUUGUUGAACUCCUAGCCGUUGACUCCCAAUUUUAUCUUUUCUUUGUUUGCGAUAUGUUUCGGAUCUGGUUUCCACAUUUUGUUUCUGGGUUUACUGUACAGAAAUUGCAACAUUCGUCUUGUAGUUUUCUUUAUCAGAUGAUGUUGUAAUUAGAUGAUCAUUAACAGUACCCGAAAAAAAAAAUGUCAAAUUUCUGGUGAGCUUUUAAUUUGAACUCCCUUAAAAUCCAAAUUGAUUGUUGCAAUAUAAGCGUAGAAACAAUAAACGGGGAAAAUGUCUUCCGCUGGUGUGGCUCUCACUCCAAUUCACAAUAGUUCCGUACUUUCUUCUGAUUGUGCCAAGGCCCAACCAUUCCCCUGCUCCGAUGAGUACAUCUUGAUAUAUCUUUCUGUUGGGGGGUCUAUGAUGCCAAUGCGUGUUUUAGAGUCUGAUUCCAUUGAAUCUGUGAAGCUACGAAUUCAAUCCUGUAAAGGAUUUGUUGUGAAGAACCAAAAGCUGGUCUGUGGGGGCCGAGAAUUAUCAAGGAGCAAUUCCCUUAUCCGUGACUAUGGAGUCACUGAUGGGAAUGUUCUGCAUUUGGUUCUCAGGCUUUCCGAUCUUCAAGUUAUAAAGGUUAAAACUACUAGCGGAAAAGAAUAUACCUUUUGUGUGGAGCGAGGUAGAGAUGUUGGUUAUGUGAAACAACAGGUUGCAAAGAAGGAGAGGGAGUUUGAUGACCUUGACAAGCAAGAGGUUGUUUGUGAUGGUGAGCCGCUUGAUGAUCAGAGUCUUAUUCAUGAUAUCUGUAAACAUAGCAAUGAUACUGUGAUUCAUUUUUUGGUGAGGAAAUCUGCAAAGGUUCGGACAAGGCCUGUGGAGAAAAAUUUAGAAUUGUCUAUUGUGGCACCGCAGUUGAAUGAUGAAGGGAAUCCUAGAAAACAAUGUGAUGUUGGUGAAGCAAAUGACAGGAGAAGUUAUGAAGUUACCAUAUUAAGAAAGCCUCCUGAAAGAGAUUUUCUCUUGAAACCGAUUGUUGUUAACCCCAAAAUUGAAUUUCCCUCUGUGAUUUGGAAUAUGAUAAAUGCUACCUUUGAUGGAUUAGAGUGUGGAAAUAGUCCAAUCAGAUCUAUGGAGGGUACUGGGGGGGCUUAUUUCAUGCAGGAUUCUUGUGGACAGAAGUUUGUUUCUGUUUUCAAGCCUAUUGAUGAGGAACCAAUGGGUGUGAACAACCCCCGAGGGCUGCCAUUGUCUUCUGAUGGUGAAGGGUUAAAGAAAGGUACAAGAGUUGGAGAAGGAGCUUUCAGGGAAGUUGCAGCUUAUAUUUUGGAUCAUCCAGAGAGUGGGCGCCGAUCCUUGUUUGGUGAUGAGAAGGGCUUUGCUGGGGUUCCACCUACAGUUAUGGUCAAGUGCUUUCAUAAGGGGUUUAACCAUCCAGAUGAUGUGGUUGUCAAGGUUGGCUCCUUGCAGAUGUUCAUGGACAACAAUGGAAGUUGUGAAGAUAUGGGUCCUGGGGCUUUUCCGGUGAAGGAAGUUCAUAAGAUCUCUGUGUUGGAUAUAAGAAUGGCAAAUGCAGAUAGGCAUGCUGGGAAUAUAUUAUUGAGCAGAGAUUCCGAAGAUGGACAGACUGUGCUUAUUCCAAUAGAUCAUGGAUAUUGCUUCCCUGAAAGUUUUGAGGAUUGCACAUUUGAAUGGCUCUAUUGGCCUCAAGCUCGUCGUCCUUUUGACUCCAGCACUAUUAACUAUAUAAAAUCAUUGGACGCUGAGGAGGAUAUUUCUCUUCUGAAGUUUCAUGGAUGGGACAUGCCAGUAGAAUGUGCACGCAUACUUCGCAUCUCCACAAUGCUUCUGAAGAAGGGAGUCGAGAUGGGACUCACACCCUUUGAUAUUGGUGGCAUAAUGUGCAGAGAGACCUUGAAGAAGGCAUCUAUUAUUGAGGAGAUUGUCCAAGAAGCACGGGAUUCUGUUCUUCCUGGAACCAGCGAAGUUGCAUUCCUUGAAGCUGUAUCACACAUCAUGGAUCGUCGCCUUGAUGAGAUUGCCGGAUCUCUACCUUGAUGGAGUGCUAAAUUUUGUGGAUAACAUAACAUGGUUAUAAAUGUGUAUAUGCACAUAUCUUAAGUACAUAAGCAUUUGUUUGCAGGGAUGCUUAAUUGUCCAAAUAUUUUUUCUCUGAUAGUGAUUUGCUAUUCUUUCAUGAGUAUUCGUAAGGAUUUCCUUUUUCAACUGAUUGAACUUGGAAUAAAAACCUGGUUGUUUUUUCA
Molecule: messenger RNA, 2535 nt
Organism: Manihot esculenta (cassava)
Lineage: Eukaryota; Viridiplantae; Streptophyta; Magnoliopsida; Malpighiales; Euphorbiaceae
Product: phosphatidylinositol 4-kinase gamma 4
Exons: 2
Coding region: 569-2329 (586 amino acids)
Molecular function (GO): protein binding
Source: RefSeq, a predicted model, not a curated record